This is a messenger RNA of Salvelinus fontinalis (brook trout), 3332 nucleotides long. It is a transcript of the gene rilpl2, whose product is annotated as Rab interacting lysosomal protein-like 2. Bases 592 to 1197 code for a protein of 201 amino acids. The record is from RefSeq and is a predicted model, not a curated record. Gene Ontology annotation, cellular component: cytoplasm; ciliary basal body. Lineage: Eukaryota; Metazoa; Chordata; Actinopteri; Salmoniformes; Salmonidae. Gene Ontology annotation, biological process: cilium assembly. Gene Ontology annotation, molecular function: protein dimerization activity. The transcript has 4 exons.
UGUAGACACCUAAAAAUAUGAAAUGGCACAAUGUUUUAAUGCCUGUCAGUUCUUGCAUUAAAAUGUGAGAUAUUUUGGCCUUGUUCAAUUUGAUAGUUUUAUCCCUGAUUUUCCAGGGGCCCCUGCAAACUUUGAGACCCCCAAGGCCCCCCAGGUUCACGGAGUGUCAAUCAAACUUCGAAAUUCAAAGUAUAGUGUUGAAAAUACCGGGGAAAUAUCACGUGCUGUUUCACAUGAUUAGUGUGUCCCUACUGGAUUAUGUGCAUUAUUAUGCGCUGUUUCACCUGUCGCCAGGGAAACUUUCAUCUUGUUACAAGCUGCGGGGAACAGGCCAUUUGCUAUUGGCUUAUUUGUAUGUCACUUAUACACUGGAUACAGCAAGUCAACCAUUCAAAUUUAGAAAGAGGAGGGUUUAUUCAGUUAGCCUACUACCGGUAACUUGAAGUGGCUACUGUAGCAUGCAAGGAACUAAACUUAAAAGUUCAUAAGUAUCUUGUAUGUUAAAUGUCACAACGCUCGAGUUGAGAAAUCGGUCCCACCGUUUGAGAAAACAACUUUUGUUGAAUUCAGUGCGUUUUUGGAGUACGAGCAAUGGAAGAGUUGAGCGAGUCUUCACCCGCUUUGGCGUUCGAGAAGGAAGCAUUUGAGCUGACGGUGGAAGAUGUUUAUGACAUUUCAUACGUGAUUGGCAGAGAUUUGCUGAAAAUAAGUACUACAGGUGAGGAAGUCUCCGAUUUGCAAUUCAAAAUUGUCCGGGUUUUGGAGAUGUUUGAAACGUUAGUGAAUAAGUAUAACCUGUCAUUGGAGGAGCUGAAAAUGGAACGAGACAACUUGAAGAGUGAACUGGAUAGAAUCGUGAGAGAAAGUUCUGCCGGGCAGGAAGCGCAAACACUAGGACCAAACAAACUGGUGGUGGACCUGAAAGAUCCCAAUAGACCACGCUUCACAAUGCAGGAGCUGAAGGAGGUGCUUCAGGAGAGGAACCAGCUCAAGGCCCAGCUACUGGUGGCGCAAGAAGAGUUGCAACUCUACAAGAGUGGGAUGCUGCCACAGGGUGAACAAGCCAUGGUAGAGGUUGACUUAGUAUCUCCAUCCCCUUUGAAACCUGUCCCUGACACAACAGAUGAGACUAAAGAAGAGGUACCUAACGAAGGAAUGACCACCAUCAGAAAGCUGUUUUCAUUCAGACGGAAAUAAGGACAACCUAUGAGAACAAGGACCUAAGGCAUUACUAAUGAUAAACCAAACAUUUUUAUGCACAUGCUUUCUAUCAAGGCUUUGUAUUAGAUCAGUUGUUUUCAGUAAUGAAUGAAAAUGUUUUUAACUGGAAUAAUUUUGGCUUUUGAAACAAUAACUCAGUGUUGUCUUUUUAUAGAUUUAACUGUUGUCAUUAAUACAGGUAUGGGAAAAUAACUUGAUGCUCAUUAAGGUCAAAUAACAUGGUACAGACCAAUGAUUUCUCCAGUGCAUUCAGAAAGUAUUUGGACCCCUUACAGCCUUAUUCUAAAAUUGAUUAAAUUGUCCCCCCCCAAUCUACACACAAUACCCCAUAAUGACAAAGUGGGUUUUUAGAAAUGUUUGCCAAUGUAUUAAAAUGGAAAUAUAAUUUACAUAAGUAUUCAGAGACCCGUUACUCAGUACUUUGUUGAAGCACCUUUGGCAGGGAUUACAGCCUCGAGUCUCCCUGAGUAUGAUGCUACAAGCUUGGCACACCUGUAUUUGGGGAGUUUCUCCCAAAUCCUCUCAAGCUGUUAGGUUGGAUGGGGAGUGUUGCUGCACAGCUAUGGGCUACUCAAGGAUAUUCAGAGACUUGUCCCUAAGCCACUCCUGUGUUGAAUUGGCUUUGUGCUUAGGGUCAUUGUCCUGUUGGAAGGUGAACCUUCACCCCAGUCUGAGGCCCUGAGCGCUCUGGAGCAGGGUUUCAUCAAGGAUCUCUCUGUACUUUUGCGCCAUUCAUCUUUCCCUCAAUCCGGACUAGUCUCCCAGUCCCUGCUGCUAAAAAACAUCUACAGACGUGACGCUUGGCAUUCAGGCCAAAGAGUUCAAUCUUGGUUUCAUCAGACCAGAGAAUCUUAAGGUACCAUUUGGCAAACUCCAAGCGGGCCAUUGUGUGCCUUUUCUUGAAGAGUGGGUUCUGUCUGAGCGCUCUACCAUAAAGUCCUGAUUGGUGGAGUGCUGCAGAGAUGGGAGAACCUUCCAGAAGGACAAUCAUCUCCACAGAGGGACUGUCAUGUUCUUGGUCACCUCCCUGACCAAGGCCCUUCUCCCCCGAUUGCGGAGUUCGGCCGGGCGGCCAGCUUUAGGAAGAGUCUUUGGUUCCAAACUUCUUCCAUUUUUAAGAAUGACGGCCACUGUGUUCUUGGGUUUCUUCAAUGCUGCAGAAAUGUUUUGGUACCCUUCCCCAGCUCUAUCCCUCGACACAAUCCUGUCUCAGAGCUCUACUGACAAUUCCUUCAACCUCAUGGCUUGCUUUUUGCUCUGAUAUGCACGGUCAACUGUGGGACCUUAUAUAGACAGGUGUGUGCAAUUCCAAAUAUUGCCAAUUGUUAAAAAUAAAUAAAAAUGAAUUGCCCCACAGUGGUGUCAUAAUACCCAUAAAGUCUAGCGGUCAAACAGAGAAAUAGUUCCAAUUGUUUUUCCACCAUUCAUUUUUCUCAUAGGGGAUUUUAGAAACAGUUAAGGGGUGUGUCAUGAAGGCAUAAUUUGGAGUGACGUUUUGUUAAACAUCUAAAUUGCUUUCAGGAAAGGUGACUGAAAUAGAUUUUGUGCUAUUUACAUACUCAAAUGCUAAUUAGCAUCAAAGUAGACCUCAUGCAAGACUACAAAUCCCUGGAAGCUCCUGCACGUCAACGCCUUUGCUAACAGGUAGUGUAAAUUUAACUCCAGACCAUUCACAGAAUUACCUAUUUAUUACAUUUAGCAAACGGUUAAUCCAGAGAUUUUUACUAUAAUUCGUCAGUCUCAUCCAUAUCAUUGCAUUUGUAGUUCUUAAUUAGCAACUCAUUAGCGUUUCAUUUGUUGGGGGUAAAUACAGGCAAAUAUUUUGAUGCAUCACCUUGUCUAAGGAGAGAUAAACCUGGUUAUUAAAAUGUCACACCAGGGUAAGCCUUCAUGACACACAGCUCUUCUAAAAUCCCCCAUGAGAAAAAUUAAUGGUGGAAAAUCAAUUGGAACCAUUUCCUGGUUUGACCAUUAGGCUUAAUGUGUAUUAUGACUCAUACUGUGGUACUCUAGAAAUGCAUUUGUCCAGGUUAGUUUGCCACAUUUAUUCUAUUUAACACCAAUAUAUACCUUUAAAUUAUGAGCUAAACAAAAAUAAAGUAUUGAGAUGA